This is a messenger RNA of Lampris incognitus (smalleye Pacific opah), 2211 nucleotides long. RefSeq names its product synaptic vesicle glycoprotein 2A-like. Gene Ontology annotation, biological process: chemical synaptic transmission; transmembrane transport. Gene Ontology annotation, cellular component: membrane. Bases 1 to 2211 code for a protein of 736 amino acids. NCBI's taxonomy places the organism in Eukaryota, Metazoa, Chordata, Actinopteri, Lampriformes, Lampridae. The record is from RefSeq and is a predicted model, not a curated record. Gene Ontology annotation, molecular function: transmembrane transporter activity. The transcript has 12 exons.
AUGGAGGACGGCUAUCAAAACCGGACUGCCUUCAUCAAAGGUGCCAAAGACAUUGCCAAAGAAGUCAAGCGGCAAGCCGCCAAGAAAGUUGGCCGCAGCGUGGACCGGGUGAGCGACGAGUACAGCAAACGCUCCUACAGCCGCUUUGAGGAGGAUGAUGACGAGGACUACCCCAUGCAAGGCAGCCAGGAUGGAGGCUACUACCGGGGGGAUAGCCAGGCGGCCAAUGACGAAGAGGGCGGCCACAGUGACUCCACGGAGGGCCACGAUGAGGACGACGAGAUAUAUGAGGGAGAGUAUCAAGGCAUCCCCAGGGCCGAUUCGGGCAAGGGCAGCCUGGCUGGAGGCCCCGGCUCGGUCAGGGCCAGCGGGCAGCAGUUCAAAGAUGUAGGGGUUUCGGAGGCCGAAAGGAGGAAGGACCAGGAGGAGCUGGCUCAACAGUACGAGACCAUUUUACAAGAAUGUGGUCACGGGAAGUUCCAGUGGACGCUCUACUUUGUGUUGGGGCUGGCACUCAUGGCAGACGGGGUGGAGAUCUUUGUGGUGGGUUUUGUCCUGCCCAGUGCUGAGAGGGAUAUGUGUCUGUCCGAACCUAACAAAAGCAUGCUGGGUCUGAUUGUAUAUUUAGGGAUGAUGGUUGGAGCCUUCCUGUGGGGCGGCCUGGCUGACCGGAUAGGCCGUCGGCAGUCUCUUCUCAUCUCUCUCUCCAUCAAUAGUGUCUUCUCCUUCUUCUCGUCCUUUGUCCAGGGCUAUAGCACUUUUCUCUUUUGCCGUCUCCUCUCAGGUGUUGGGAUUGGCGGCUCCAUCCCCAUUGUGUUUUCCUACUAUUCUGAAUUUCUGGCCCAAGAAAAGCGUGGGGAGCACCUCAGUUGGCUGUGUAUGUUCUGGAUGAUAGGGGGAAUAUAUGCAUCUGCUAUGGCCUGGGCCAUUAUCCCACACUAUGGGUGGAGUUUUCAGAUGGGGUCCGCGUACCAGUUUCAUAGCUGGAGGGUGUUUGUGCUGGUAUGUGCGUUCCCCUCUGUCGCGGCCAUCGCGGCCCUCAGUGCCAUGCCGGAGAGCCCUCGCUUCUACCUGGAGAAUGGCAAGCACGAUGAAGGCUGGAUGAUUUUAAAGCAGGUUCACGAUACCAACAUGAGAGCGAAGGGAUAUCCAGAGAGGGUCUUCUCUGUCACCACAAUCAAGACUGUGAAGCAAAUGGAUGAACUGGUUGACACCGGCACGGAUACCCCCGUCUGGCAGCGCUACAAACUGAAGAUUAUGAGCCUCACCCAACAGGUGAAAAGCAAUUUCCUCGCCUGCUUCAACCCAGAAUACAAGCGCACCACGUUCAUGCUGAUGGCCGUGUGGUUCACCAUGUCCUUCAGCUAUUACGGGCUGACGGUGUGGUUCCCUGACAUGAUCAAGUACAUCCAGAAGCAGGAGUAUGAAUCACGCACAAAGGUUUUCACCAAGGAACGAGUGGAGCACAUCACUUUUAACUUCACCCUGGAAAACCAAGUCCAUCGCCAAGGGCACUACUUCAAUGACAAGUUUCUCAACUUGAAGAUGAAGUCCAUGGUGUUUGAGGACUCUAUUUUUGAGGAGUGCUACUUUGAGGACAUCACCUCCACCAACACCGUCUUCAGAAACUGCAGCUUCAUCGCAAGCCUUUUUUAUAACACAGACUUGUUCAAAUACAGAUUUGUCAAUUGUAAGCUGAUAAACAGCACCUUUCUUCACAACAAAGAAGGGUGCAUGCUGGACUUCAGUGACGACAACAAUGCCUACAUGAUAUACUUUGUCAGCUUCCUUGGUACAUUGGCUGUGUUGCCAGGCAACAUCGUGUCGGCUCUACUGAUGGACAAAAUUGGACGUUUACGGAUGCUGGCGGGAUCCAGUGUCAUAUCCUGUGUCAGCUGUUUCUUCCUGAUGUUCGGCAACAGCGAGUCAGGGAUGAUCGCCCUCCUGUGUUUGUUUGGUGGCAUCAGCAUUGCAUCGUGGAAUGCCUUGGAUGUGAUAACUGUGGAGCUCUACCCCUCCGAUAAAAGGACAACAGCGUUUGGAUUUCUCAAUGCUCUUUGCAAAUUGGCUGCAGUUUUGGGCAUAAGCAUUUUCCAGUCCUUUGUUGGUAUCACCAAGGCCGUGCCGAUCCUGUUUGCUGCUGGCGCACUAGCUGCAGGUAGUUUCCUUGCGAUGAAGUUGCCCGAGACGCGGGGUCAAGUAUUGCAGUAA